GCAAGCGAGCGCGCUUCGGACUCGUGUAGUCUGUCUGCUGCCACACAGCGCUCAGUGCGUGGACACGGACACAGCUCAAUAUUUCUUGUGUCUUCUGAAAUACACUGGGAUUAUUUUAGCGCUUUCCUGCAGGAGUGACAGUGAAAUAAACAGAAAGACACAAGCAGAUCUCAGCAGAAUCCAUGUAAGGAAUGUAAUGCAUGUUUUCUGGGCGCGUACCGCGAGUUGCGCUCCGUUCAGCGGACAAAGUUUAUUUCUUCUCCACGGUCCCACGAAGCUGGACCGGAAUUUGAAAUUAACACACCAGUCAGAAUAUAUCUAUCUUUCUUCUGGAAUUGUGGCCAAUAUUUAAAGACAUUUCUCCAGAAUGGCAUCCAGCCUCACGUGUACGGGGAUGAUCUGGGCUCUGGUGUCCCUGCUGAGCGCAGCAGCUUCCUGCGUGGGGUUCUUCAUGCCCUACUGGCUGCUGGGCUCACAAAUGGAUAAGCCAGUGUCCUUCGGUACUUUCCGGCGGUGCUCGUACCCCGUUCGGGAUGAAGAGAGGCAGGCUACAAUCAUGCUGGAGCAGUGCGGGCGCUAUGCAAGCUUUCAGGGUAUCCCGAGCGUGGAGUGGCGGAUCUGUACAGUCGUGACGGGGGUUGGAUGUGGCCUGCUGCUGCUGGUGGCGCUCACCGCGGUCAUGGGCUGCUGCAUAUCAGAACUCAUCUCCAGAACCAUCGGACGUGCAGCGGGGGGCAUGCAGUUUCUUGGAGGUCUGCUCAUCGGUUCAGGAUGUGCUCUGUAUCCUCUAGGUUGGGACAGUGAGGAGGUCCGGCAGACAUGCAACAACAGCUCAGAUCAGUUUGAACUUG
This is a messenger RNA of Sinocyclocheilus anshuiensis, 851 nucleotides long. RefSeq names its product lipoma HMGIC fusion partner homolog. The annotation marks the transcript as partial. The record is from RefSeq and is a predicted model, not a curated record. Gene Ontology annotation, cellular component: membrane. The transcript is spliced from 3 exons. Lineage: Eukaryota; Metazoa; Chordata; Actinopteri; Cypriniformes; Cyprinidae.